Acomys russatus (golden spiny mouse) is the source of this 1496-nucleotide messenger RNA. It is a transcript of the gene Irak4, whose product is annotated as interleukin 1 receptor associated kinase 4. The transcript has 12 exons. Gene Ontology annotation, cellular component: plasma membrane. The record is from RefSeq and is a predicted model, not a curated record. Lineage: Eukaryota; Metazoa; Chordata; Mammalia; Rodentia; Muridae. Gene Ontology annotation, biological process: protein phosphorylation; signal transduction. The coding region runs from base 117 to 1496 and encodes 459 amino acids. Gene Ontology annotation, molecular function: magnesium ion binding; ATP binding; protein serine/threonine kinase activity.
AGGAUCUGAAGUCGCCUGGUGGACCUGCGUCCUCCGCUCCCGAGUCCUCGCGGGAUCGUGGCGGGGCGCCGAUCGCCUUGUGCAGGAAGCGAGGAACGUCAGAGAGGAAGUAGAAGAUGAACAAGCCUUUGACACCGUCAACAUAUGUACGCAGCCUCAAUGUCGGAAUCAUUAGGAAGCUAUCAGAUUUUAUUGAUCCUCAAGAAGGAUGGAAGAAAUUAGCAGUCGCUAUUAAAAAGCCAUCUGGUGAUGAUAGAUACAACCAAUUUCAUAUAAGGAGAUUCGAGGCCUUACUUCAAACUGGAAAGAGCCCCACUUGUGAACUGCUGUUCGACUGGGGCACCACAAACUGCACAGUUGGUGACCUUGUGGAUCUUCUGGUCCAGACUGGGCUGUUUGCCCCAGCCACUCUCCUGCUGCCAGAUGCAGUUCCCAAAACCGUCAGCAAUAUACCAUCCAGAGAAGCUGCCACAGUGGCACAGACACACAGGACUGGCCACCAAAAGGACAAGGCAUCCAUAAUGCCUAUGCCGAAGCCAGAGCAAAGCUACGAGCCACCCGACUCCUCAAGUCCAGACAAUAAAAGUUUAGACUUCAGUGAUACUCGUUUUCACAGUUUUUCCUUUUAUGAACUGAAGAGUAUGACAAAUAACUUUGAUGAGCGGCCCGUGUCUGUCGGGGGCAGCAGAAUGGGCGAGGGGGGAUUUGGAGUGGUGUACAGAGGCUGCGUGAACAGCACGCCUGUGGCGGUGAAGAAGCUCGGGGCAAUGGCUGAAAUCAGUACUGAAGAAUUAAAGCAACAGUUUGAUCAAGAAAUUAAAGUAAUGGCAAAGUGCCAGCAUGAAAACCUGGUAGAGCUACUCGGCUUCUCAAGUGACAGCGAUGACCUGUGCUUAGUGUAUGCCUACAUGCCCAAUGGCUCCUUGCUAGACAGGCUGUCCUGCUUGGACGGUACUCCACCGCUCUCUUGGCACAGGAGAUGCACGAUUGCUCAGGGCGCAGCUAAUGGCAUCAGGUUUUUACAUGAAAAUCAUCACAUCCAUAGAGAUAUUAAAAGUGCAAAUAUCUUACUAGACAAAGACUUUACUGCCAAAAUAUCUGACUUUGGGCUUGCACGGGCUUCAGCGAAGUUAGCACAGACAGUCAUGACCAGCCGAAUUGUGGGCACCACAGCUUAUAUGGCACCCGAAGCUCUCCGAGGAGAGAUAACGCCCAAAUCUGACAUCUACAGCUUUGGUGUGGUGUUGUUAGAGCUAAUAACCGGACUCGCGGCCGUGGAUGAAAACCGUGAACCUCAAUUACUACUGGAUAUUAAAGAUGAAAUUGAAGAUGAAGAAAAGACGAUUGAAGAUUAUACUGAUGAGAAGAUGAAUGAUGUGGACCCUGCAUCCGUUGAAGCUAUGUACUCUGCUGCUAGUCAGUGUCUGCAGGAAAAGAAAAACAGGAGGCCGGAUAUUGCAAAAGUUCAACAGCUGCUAGAAGAAACAUCUGCUUAA